Myotis daubentonii (Daubenton's bat) is the source of this 2309-nucleotide messenger RNA. RefSeq names its product 17-beta-hydroxysteroid dehydrogenase type 3-like. The record is from RefSeq and is a predicted model, not a curated record. Gene Ontology annotation, cellular component: endoplasmic reticulum. Lineage: Eukaryota; Metazoa; Chordata; Mammalia; Chiroptera; Vespertilionidae. Gene Ontology annotation, molecular function: oxidoreductase activity.
CGAGGCGGGUGAAGGUGGAAAGCGCUGACCCCAGAACCGCCUCGAGACUUGGGCGCUGGGUCUGGUGCCUUAAAGGGGCUGCGAUGGAGUCGGAGUGGGACCCGCUGAGCGCGCUGGGGGCGGUGACCGCCGUGUGCCUGCUGCUGUGGGCGACGUGGGGGGUGGGCUGCACAGUCUACGUGUACCUGCUGCCCCCGGUGCGCCGGGGGGCCCCUUGGCUCAGGGCGCACGGAGCCUGGGCAGUGGUGACAGGAGCCACCAGUGGCAUCGGCAAGGCCUAUGCACACGAGCUCGCCCGGAGAGGUCUGAACGUCGUCCUCAUCAGUCGCAACCUGAGCAAGUUGGAGCAUGAGGCGAAGGAGAUAGAGCGGCUUCAUGGCAGGGGCACUCGAGUCAUCCAGGCGGACUUCACCGGUGGCUUGGAGAUCUACGCGGCCAUUAGGGCAGGACUGAGGGGCCUGGAGAUUGGAGUCCUGGUGAACAACGUGGGCAUGUUAUAUGAAAACACCCUGGUGAGGCUGCUGGACCGUGAGGACGUCGCCCAAAGACUCUCUGAUGUCAUAAACUGCAACAUCAUGUCUGUGGCCCAGAUGACCGCCAUUGUCCUGCCCCAGAUGGUCUCCAGGCGCAAAGGCAUCAUCAUUAACAUCUCCUCAUUUACCGACAAGAAGCCCUGUCCACUUCUGUCAGCGUACGCCGCUUCCAAGGCCUUUGUGCGAAACUUCUCGCAGGCAGUGGGCGCGGAGUACUGCUCCCAGGGAGUCAUCGUGCAGACGGUGAGCCCCUUCAUGAUCAAGUCAAAUAUGACCAGUGACUUAAAGUACUGGACACUGUUACUGAAUUCCGAAGACUUCGCUCGGCAGGCGCUGGACACCCUUGGCCUCGCCUCCCAGACCGCCGGCUGCUUCAACCAAGCUGUGCUGAACGCCCUGCUGGCCCUCCUCCUGCCCGGUUGGUUUCGUCUCAGUCGCUGGGGACCGAAGUGUUUACUUCGGUUGAGCAGUGCUAUGGCGAAGGCAAAGCCCGCCCAUAAACGGCCUUGAAGAGGCGCGGCCGCUUGCCUGCCACCCCCCCAUCCUGGGCCGGGGCUGUUGAUGUUAGCAAAGGUGUCCCACACGUGGGGAUGGAUGACAAGCAGGCCCACGGCUCAGAACUGCACACCGGAACACCUGGAUAUUUAGGGACAACUGUGGCAUCUCAAAUCUCUGACAGAAAGAUGGCAUUUUUAAUAUGUGCACUGAGACAACUAGACAGCCAUGGGGAUAUAUUGUGUGUGUGUGUGUGUGUGUGUAUCUGUAUAUAUAUAUACACUUAUACAUAUAUACACUGAGUGGCCAGAUUAUUAUGACCACCCCAUCAGUACUUCGUUGGGCCACCUUUUGCCUUCAGUACUGCGGCGAUUCUUCUUGGCAUUGACUCCACGAGAUGUUGAAAGGUGAUGCGAGGAAUCUGACACCAUGCCUGAUUAGUAGCACUGUCCAGUUCUGUGAGAUUUGAUGGUUGUGGAACCAGAUGCCUCAUGGCUCUUUUAACUUUGUCCCACAAAUGCUCAGUUGGAUUGAGAUCUGGUGACUGUGGGGGCCACCUAAGCAAGGUAAAGUCUCCCUCAUGUUCUUGAGACCACUCCUGCACAAUACGAGCACCGUGGCAUGGCGCAUUGUCUUGUUGGAAGAAGCCAUCUCCAUUGGGAUACGCCAUCAACAUGAUAGGAUGAACUUGAUCAGCAAUGAUGCUUAGGUAUGUUGUGCUAUUCAGACGUUUAUAAUGAUCUGGCCCUCGAGCAACUUCAGCGCGAAAUUAUAGCUAAUUUGCCUACAAACAUCAGGUGGUCAUAAUAAUCUGGCCACUCAGUGUAUAUGUAAAUGUACAUAUACCACUGAUUUUCAGUGUCUUUUAUCUCAUGGCACACAUAACCUAAUUAGUAAAAUUCUACAGCACAUCAAAAUAUAUAUUUUUUGCCAAUUUGAUUAAAAAAAAACAACUAGGCACAAUUUUGAUUCAUUCAUACUAAACAAGCUAUUGCUAUGUUGCCUGUUGUCAUUUUUUUCUUUGACAAUCAAAGGGAAAAGAGGUCAGUGCCCCUGACUAAAUAUUUUAAAAAUUCUUGCAACACACAGGUUGAAAAUCGCUGAUAUAUAUAUAUGUGUGUGUAUAUAUAAAUAAUUGUAGCAGUGGUGGUUGCAAAACUUUGUGAAUACUCUAAAAACCUGAAUUGUACACACUUACUAGUAAGGCUGAAUUUUAUGGUAUGUGAACUAUAUCUCAAUAAAAAUAAUUUUAAAAAUAGAGAUCCCCCAAGCAUGUGUGUG